Molecule: messenger RNA, 267 nt
Organism: Eimeria acervulina
Lineage: Eukaryota; Apicomplexa; Conoidasida; Eucoccidiorida; Eimeriidae
Exons: 2
Source: RefSeq, a predicted model, not a curated record
GAUGAAGACGAGAAAGAAUAUAAAGAAGACGGGAGCGGCGAAGACAGCAGCAAUGAAGACAGCGGCAGCGACAGCGACUACUCUUCAGAUUAUUCUUCUUUAGCAGAUGAAAGUGAAGAAGAAGAAGAAGCAGCAACAGACUCAGAUGAAGAAGAAGGUCUUAGCUGGGAUGAACUCGAAGAAAGAGCAAAAAAGGAGGACCGGAAGCGCCAUGCAGACGUCGACUCAGAGGGAGAAGAGAGAAGAACGAAGAAGAAAAGAAAAUAA